Molecule: messenger RNA, 1473 nt
Organism: Acanthamoeba castellanii str. Neff
Lineage: Eukaryota; Discosea; Longamoebia; Acanthamoebidae
Product: phytochelatin synthase
Exons: 8
Coding region: 1-1473 (490 amino acids)
Biological process (GO): phytochelatin biosynthetic process; response to metal ion; detoxification of copper ion
Molecular function (GO): glutathione gamma-glutamylcysteinyltransferase activity; metal ion binding
Source: RefSeq, a predicted model, not a curated record
AUGGAAAAGAAGGAGCAGCAGAAGGAGCAGCAGGGGUUCUACCGACGUCCGCUGCCGGACGUUGAACCGGCGUAUUGUGGGCUGGGCACGCUGGCCAUGGUGCUCAACGCGCUGGCCAUCGACCCGCAGCGGAUCUGGAAGGGUCCCUGGCGCUGGUUCUCCGAAGAGCUCCUCGACUGCUGCUCGCCUCUCGAGGUGGUCAAGAAGAACGGCAUCACCAUCUCCGAGUUCGUCUGCCUCGCCAUGAUCAUGGUUGAGGGUGAUGCUGACGACGACGACGAUGUGACAUGGGGCGGUUGGUGGUCGGUCAGCGCGCUGCAACGCGAUGUGGACCAGUUCCGGGAGGUGGUGCGGGAGUGCUCAGCCAGGGACGAUCGUCUCCUGGUCGUAUCCUACGACCGAAGAGGCCUGAAGCAAACCGGAUCCGGCCAUUUCAGCCCCAUCGGCGGGUACCACCCAGACAAAGACAUGGUACUCAUCCUCGACGUGGCGCGCUUCAAGUAUCCGCCCCACUGGGUCUCGCUCCCCACCCUGUUUGCCGCCAUGCAGACCAUCGACUCCGCCUCCCAGCGAUCUCGCGGCUACAUCAGCGUGACGGCGGCCCCGCAGCGGCCGCACAUCUUCUCGCGGAUCCGGGCCGGGUCGGGCGAGUGGGCGCAGCUCGUGGAUCGGCUGUGCAACCAGCUGCCCGCGCUCUUCGCCCACAACAGGCUGCAGCAGUCCGCCGCCGACUCGCCCGCACCGCCGCCGGUGGUGGAACUGCCCGAGUUCGUCGCGACGGCGCUGGCCUACAUCACCGCCCCUUCGCCCAGCCUGCUGACGUCAGCAUCGUCAUUGUCGUCGUGCGCCAUCAGCGACUUCUUCAGCACCUACGAGAAGGACCUCCAGGACCGUAUGACCGUCGAGCACCGGCAGAUGGUGAAGCAGCUCUUCGACGAGAUCCACUCCACCGACAUCUACCGCGCCCUCGACGCCACCGACACCGCGAGCAGACGCAUUGGCGGCGGCGGCGAAGCGGCGUGUUGUCGCGUCAGCACCGUGCACGAUGAAGACAGGAAGAAGCCAACGACUGCGAGUUCAUCGCCGGCCACCAUUCCCGGCGAGCUGGCGACGCUCAUCCUCUUCCUGCUCCUGCGACAGCUCGACGAGACCAAGCACCAUCAGCAGCAGCAGCAAGAGCAAGUGCAAGAGCCCGAAGCGGCAUCGUCGUCGUCGUCGUCGACUUCAUCGCCGGCUCCAGCCUGUUCGUCGUGCACGGCGUCGCUAGGGCCGAAGCAGCAGCAGCAGCGGCAAGAGCCCCACGACGGCUGCGCCCGGGCGAGCGAGGUCCGCUUCGGGGAGUCGGUGGCGGCGGCGUUCAAGCAGCUCGACGCGCUGCCGCUGGUGUCGGGCGAGGUCGGGUACCUGUGGGCCUCCUUCCGCAACAUCGCCUUCUUCUGCGCCUGCCGCGACCGACGCACGCCUUGCCACUGA